AUGCGCUGAGCUGCGUAGAAGGUUCCGGGAUUAUCCGACUAGUCAGCGUGAUGCUGCGAGUUUUACAGAGUAUUUACACCAGCUUUACUGUCAGCUUUCUACAACAGACUGCUCUUCUCAGCCAGCGCACCAUGGGCAGCUUAAACCACGAAAACCGCUCCAUUCAUUCUGACAAUGUUGAAGAAGUUCAUAACAUCCCCAUGGAUGUGAUCAUUCGACCCAUUCCCUCAGUGUUAGACGAGCAGAAGGUUCAGAGCCUCAUGGAUACAGUGAAGGAGACAUCUGAUAUCAGAAUUGUCCCUCCCAUAGACGUGUUAUGGAUAACGGGAGAAAAAGGAGGUAACUAUUUCUACUCAUUUGGAGGAUGCCAUAGAUUUGCUGCGUACCAGAGACUACAGAUGAAAUCCAUCCCAGCCAAGAUUAUCAAAUCAAACAUUUCAGACUUGCGCACCUACUUGGGAGCUUCGACACCUAACCUACAGUGACAUGAAGGAGAACUAUGACCUUAUGGUUCAUCUGGACUACAGUUACACUAUGAUUGUGUCCAUCUGCAGCUGCAUUAGAAUGGAGGAAACACUUAUUGUUUGUGUACGAUGCUAAUGUAUCUUCUGUCAAACGUCAACUGGCCAAAACUCUGAUUGUGCACCCUUUAUUUAAAAAAAUGUAAAUAUAACUUUAUUUUUUCAUUAAGUUUAUUAUGAUACAUUACAUAUAUUAUGAAAAAUAUUUUGAAUAUAUGAACAGUUAGAUGGGAAAUUUGAAUCAAAAUCUUAAUCGCAUGGCACUUACCAUUGUAACAGGACUGAUAUUCACCACAAGAUGGCAGUGUUGUACUGUUUAUACUUUAUGUCAGACAUACUAUCUGGGGACCCUUACCCAUACCAGCAAUAACAUUUUGUAUAUAUAGUAUCAAUUAUGUUUGCUAUAUAAGUAAAACUUAAGAGCUAAAUGAAAUAAAUAAAUACAAAAUAAUUCACAAAA
Pygocentrus nattereri (red-bellied piranha) is the source of this 981-nucleotide messenger RNA. RefSeq names its product sulfiredoxin 1 homolog (S. cerevisiae) (gene srxn1). Gene Ontology annotation, cellular component: cytoplasm. The transcript has 2 exons. Gene Ontology annotation, molecular function: sulfiredoxin activity. The coding region runs from base 51 to 485 and encodes 144 amino acids. The record is from RefSeq and is a predicted model, not a curated record. NCBI's taxonomy places the organism in Eukaryota, Metazoa, Chordata, Actinopteri, Characiformes, Serrasalmidae. Gene Ontology annotation, biological process: cellular response to oxidative stress.